AUGUAUGCGUUCUGGCUCGUCCCGUGGUUCGAGCUGUUAACUGGGUUUCUCAACGUCUCCAUGGUUAUCAUCAUCUUCGUUGUCCUCUGGGCCGUGGCCCCUCGAAACAGCGUCGACAUCUUUAUGCAGACCAACGUGUCGUCUGGGUGGGACAAUUACUUCGUCUCUGCCAACCUCGGGGCUCUGUCCAACAUCUACCUAUUCAUCUCCUUCGAAAGCGUGGUUCACAUGGGCGAGGAGACACGGAAUGCCAAGUCUGCCGUGCCUUUCGCCUUAUUUUGGUCCACGGUGACUAAUAUCGGCAUGGGUCUCAUUAUGAUAAUAACUUUUGCUAUGGGAAUGCCAUCACUUAAUGUUCUGCUAGACUCGGCCAGCCCUAUUGUUACCACAUUGCUAUACGCCACGGAAUCAACGAAAGCCACAAUCGCCAUUUGGUGGAGCACGUGCUCAGAGAGGAAAGUUGGCUUGAUCAGGCUCUGA
Molecule: messenger RNA, 480 nt
Organism: Diaporthe citri
Lineage: Eukaryota; Fungi; Ascomycota; Sordariomycetes; Diaporthales; Diaporthaceae
Exons: 4
Coding region: 1-480 (159 amino acids)
Biological process (GO): transmembrane transport
Cellular component (GO): membrane
Molecular function (GO): transmembrane transporter activity
Source: RefSeq, a predicted model, not a curated record